This is a messenger RNA of Cornus florida, 1894 nucleotides long. Its product is annotated as transposon Ty3-I Gag-Pol polyprotein. The record is from RefSeq and is a predicted model, not a curated record. Lineage: Eukaryota; Viridiplantae; Streptophyta; Magnoliopsida; Cornales; Cornaceae. The transcript has a single exon.
AUGCACACCCCAGUAUGGGCAAGUGUUUUUGAUGUGGAGAACCUGGCCAUAAAUCCAACAAAUUGCCCUAAGCGACCAACAGUAAAUCUGGUCAAGCAUGAGGAAGGCGAGGGUGAGGAAGGCGAGGGUGAGGAAGGUAAGUUCCUUACCUUUGAAGAAGAAAUGGUGACUGAAGGAGACAAUGGCGAGUUGUUGUCCCACUCUUUAGUCGUAAGGAGGUUGAUGUUCACGCUAAAGAAAGAGGAGCACCCGCAGCGUCAUAAUGUGUUCCGUACACGUUACACUAUCAACCAUAAGGUAUGUGACAUUAUUAUUGAUAGCGGCAGUAGUGAGAAUAUUGUUUCCUUGACAAUGGUUCGAAAAUUGGGGCUUAAAACAAAGAAACAUCUCCAUCCAUACAAAAUUGGAUGGAUCAAGAAAGGCUCAGAAACGCGAGUAAUUGAAACCUGCACCGUUCCAUUCUCAAUUGGGAAAACAUAUGCAGAAGAGGUGCGUUGUGAUGUAGUUGACAUGGAUGCAUGCCAUAUGAUAUUGGGCAGACCAUGGCAAUUUGAUGUCGAUGCCACUCACCGUGGUAGAGACAAUGUGUAUAUUCUAUACAAGAAUGGUCAGAAGAUUGUUUUGGGUCCGAUGAAAGAGGCCGAAUUUCCCAAAGGAAAUUCAGUUAUGUUGAUCAAUAGUGAGGAAUUUAUGGGUGAAGUAACAACUGCCCCUGAAAUCUUUGUUGUUAUGUGCAAGGGGGAAGUAGUUAAACAACCUCCUUUUAUAGUACCAGCAAUAGUGCAGCCAUUACUGCAGAAGUUUAGUGAGUUGGUGCCGGAAGACUGACCUGAUAGUCUUCCUCCUAAGAGGGACAUUCAGCACCACAUUGACUUGGUGCCCGGGGCGAGCCUGCCAAAUCUACCACAUUACCAAAUGAAUCCCAAUGAGAGUCAAAUCUUACAAGAGCAAGUGGAAGAGUUAUUACGGAAAGGGUUGAUUCAGGAAAGCAUGAGCCCAUGUGCUGUUCCGGCAUUGCUAGUACCGAAGAAAGAUGGCAGUUGGAGAAUGUGCGUUGAUAGUCGCACAAUUAACAGAAUCACUGCCAAGUACAGAUUUCCCAUUCCACGGUUGGAUGAUAUGCUGGAUAUGUUAGCGGGAUCAAAAGUCUUCACCAAAGUGGACCUCAAGAGUGGAUACCAUCAGAUCAAAAUCCACCCUGGGGAUGAGUGGAAAACAUCGUUCAAAACAAAAGGAUUGUAUGAGUCGUUAGUCAUGCCAUUCGGAUUAUCCAACGCGCCAAGUACUUUCAUGCGGUUGAUGAAUCAGGUACUCAAACCAUUUAUUGGUCGAUUUGUAGUUGUUUAUUUCGACGAUAUUUUGGUUUACAGUCAAACAGAGGCAGAACACCUUUUGCACUUGAGAGAGGUAUUAACAGCUUUGCAGAAGAAUAAACUGUUCAUUAAUCUGAAGAAGUGUAGCUUCGUGACCCCAAGCCUAGUAUUCCUCGGCUAUGUGGUUUGUAGUGAUGGCAUUCGGGUAGAUGAGGAGAAGGUGAGGGCCAUUCAGGAGUGGCCUACGCCGAAGAAUGUGGGAGAAGUACGCAGUUUCCAUGGCUUAGCCACGUUCUACCGAAGGUUCAUCAAGAACUUCAAUAGUAUUAUGGCUCCCAUCACAGAAUGCAUGAAGAAAGGAAAAUUCCAAUGGGGAGGGGAAGCUGAGAUAAGUUUUGCCUUAAUCAAGGAAAAACUGUCAACAGCCCCAAUCUUAGUCCUUCCAGAUUUUGAGAAGCUAUUUUAGGUAGAUUGUGAUGCCUCAAUAGUGGGAAUCAGAACAGUUUUAUCACAAGAAGGAAGGCCAGUAGCAUUUUACAGUGAGAAGCUGAGUGAAGCACGCAAGAAGUGGACUACCUAUG